UCCCGCAACUAGGCUACAUAUUCUCGUCACAGCGUCUGGUGAAUGUCCAGCCUGUAGAGCUCUAUGGUGGAUCCCCGGUAAUGGCUCACUACAACGUGACACAGGCGGGUUAUGUGCUCGCGGACGAAAAGGAAUACCUUCAAGCUUAUGAGGAUGUCCUCGAAAAAUACAAAGAUGAAAGAGACAGAGUGCAGAAAAAGACUUUUACAAAAUGGAUAAACCAACAUCUCCUGAAGGUCCGGAAGCAUGUUAAUGACCUGUAUGAAGACCUACGAGAUGGACAUAACCUGAUCUCACUGCUGGAGGUCCUGACUGGCCAGUCAUUGCCUCGGGAGAAAGGGAGGAUGCGGUUCCACAGACUCCAGAAUGUACAGAUAGCCCUGGACUUCUUAAAGAGGCGGCAGGUCAAGCUGGUUAACAUCAGGAAUGAUGACAUCACAGACGGGAAUCCCAAAUUGACGCUGGGAUUGAUAUGGACCAUAAUUCUGCACUUUCAGAUCUCUGAGAUCCAUGUUUGCGGGGAGUCGGAGGACAUGACAGCCAAGGAGCGUCUGCUGAUGUGGUCCCAGCAGAUGACCGAGGGCUACGUGGGCGUACGCUGUGACAACUUCACCUCCUCCUGGAGGGACGGGAGGCUUUUCAACGCUAUCAUUCACAAAUACAGGCCUGACCUGGUGGAUAUGGCCAGAGUGUCGGCCCAGACUAGCCGGUCUAACUUAGAACAGGCCUUUGGUGUGGCUGAACGGCUUGGGGUGGCCAGACUACUGGACCCUGAGGAUGUGGAUGUGCAGACUCCUGAUGAGAAGUCAGUCAUCACAUACGUCUCCACUCUGUAUGAUGUCUUCCCUAAAGUACCUGAUGGUGUUGACGGUAUCAAUGCAAAUGAUGUUGAUAUAAAAUGGGUAGAGUACCAGAACAUGGUGAAUUACCUGAGCCAGUGGCUCAAACACAAUGUGGCAGUGAUGUCAGACAGAGCGUUCCCUAACAACCCAGUGGAACUCAAGGCACUUUAUACACAGUACUUGCAGUUUAAAGAGAAUGAAAUCCCGCUGAAAGAAACCGAGAAGAGCAAAAUCAAGCAUCUUUAUAAAAUGCUUGAGGUGUGGAUCGAGUUUGGUCGUAUCCAGCUUCCCCAGGGAUAUCACCCCAACGAUGUGGAGAAGGAAUGGGGCAAGCUGAUCGUGGCCAUGCUGGAGAGAGAGAAGAGCCUGAGGCCUGAGGUGGAUAGGCUUGAAAUGUUGCAGCAGAUUGCCAGCAGGGUCCAGCGGGACUGUGUCAAUGGAGAGGACAAACUAGAAUUAGCAAGAGCAGCUCUGCAGUCUGAUGCUAAGAGGCUAGAGUCUGGGGUCCAGUUCCAGAAUGAGGCAGAGACCGCUGGGUACCUUCUGGAAUGUGAAAACCUGCUGAGACAGCAGGUGGUAGAUAUCCAGAUUCUACUGGAUGGGAAGUACUACUACUCCGAUCAGCUUGUUCAAAGGGUAUCCAAGCUCCGUGACGACCUGCUGGGCCUGAGGGCAGAGUGUUCCUCUGUGUACAGACAAGGACGCACCCUAACCCCCCAACAGACCACGAUGAUGAUCUCAGGCAUCACUCAGAGUCUCAACUCAGGCUUCUCCUCCUCCAACCUCAACUCCAGCCUCACCCCUGGAGGCCUGGGAACCCCCGGUUCCACCUUCACCUCCAUCCUUACCCCGGGCCUCACCCCUGCCCUGAGCCCCGCCAUGACCCCCGGCGGCAUGCAGCCCGGCUCGGUGCAGGCCUACAUGGGGGGCGGAGGAGUGGGUAUGGCCCCGGGAGACCUCCAGCACCUCAAACACAUGCAGAUCCGCAAGCCCCUGUGCAAGACCUCGCUAGCGGACCCCAACAUGACCGAGGAUGAGGUCAACAUAAACUUUGUGCAGGACCUGAUCAACUGGGUGGAGGAGAUGCAGGUGCAAUUGGAUCGUGGAGAUUGGGGAUCUGAUUUGCCAAGUGUGGAAACACAUUUAGAGAACCACAAAGGGGUUCACAGAGCCAUCGAAGAAUUUCAAAUGAGCCUUAAAGAAGCCAAACUUAGUGAGACUCAGAUGAACCAAAAACUAAGUUAUUCUGAGAAACUGGGAAAAUUGGAAACCCAGUAUGGGAAGUUACUAAACUGUUCACGGGAGCGCCAGAAGAACCUGGAGAGCCUCCACGACUUUGUUUCGCGGGCCACCAUGGAACUCAUCUGGCUCAAUGAGAAAGAGGAGGAGGAGGUCGCUUUCGACUGGAGCGAUCUCAACGGCAACAUCUCUAAGAAGAGACAGUACCACUCUGAUCUGAUGAGAGAGUUGGAUGAAAAGGAGGAGGUGAUCAAGUCUGUACAGGACAGGGCAGAGAACCUUCUGCAGGAGAACCACCCUGCUAGGUUAACUCUUGAAGCAUACAAAGCAGCCAUGCAGACCCAGUGGAGUUGGAUCCUACAGCUCUGCUCUUGUGUGGAGCAGCACCUCAAAGACAACACAGUCUAUUUUGAGUUUUUAAAUAAUGCCAAAGAGUCCACGGAUUACCUGAAGAGCCUGCAAGGUGACAUCCAGAGAAAAUAUGGCUGUGAUCGGACAAGCAGUGUACACAAGCUGGAAGAUCACAUCCAGGAGUCCAUGGAUGAGAAGGAGCAGCUCCUCCAGUACCGCAGCACAGUGGCUGGGUUGGUGGGCAAGGCCAAGGCCAUCGUCCAGCUCAAGCCUAGGAACCCAGAUACCCCUGUCAGAUCCUCCAUACCCGUCAAAGCCAUCUGUGACUACCGACAAAUAGAGAUCACCAUCUAUAAGGAUGAUGAGUGUGUCCUGGCCAGUAACUCUCACCGGGCCAAGUGGAAGGUGAUCAGUCCGUCUGGGAACGAGGCUAUGGUUCCUUCUGUCUGCUUCACCGUGCCUCCACCCAACAAAGAGGCUGUGGACCAGGCCAGCAGAAUUGAACAGCUGUACCAGAAUGUCCUGGCUCUAUGGCACCACUCCCACAUAAAAAUGAAGAGCGUUGUCUCCUGGCACUACCUGAUGGCGGACGUCAGAGCCGUCCGCGACUGGAACGUGUCCUCAAUUAAGACCAUGUUGCCAGGCGAGCACCAGCAGGUCCUUAGCAACCUGCAAUCCCACUUUGAGGACUUCCUGGAGGACAGCAAGGAGUCGGAGGUGUUCACUGUGGCAGACUGUUCCCAGCUAGAAAGGGAGGUCCUGGCCUGCAAGGACUACUACGAGGAGCUGCUCAAGUCUGCAGAGAGAGAGGAACACGAGGAGUCUGUGUACAACCUGUAUAUCUCUGAGGUGCGUAACUUCCGCAUGCGUCUGGAGGCUCAGGAGGAGCACCUGAUCCGACAGAUCCGCACCCCACUUGACAGAGACGACCUGGAGCAGAGUGUCCUGCGCAUCACAGAGCAAGAGAAGAAGAAGGCAGAGCUGGAUCAGCUGAAGGACGAUCUGGAGACCAUGAAGGAGAAGUGUGAGACGUUCUUCAGACAGGCCGGGGCCUCUCCCGCUGUCCCCACCCUCUCCUCUGACCUCAAUGUCCUCAUCCACAGCAUGAGCCAAGUCUACUCCAUGUCCGCCAUCUACCUAGAGAAGCUGAAGACAGUGAGCAUGGUGGUGAGGCACAGCCAAAGUGCGGAGGCUCUAGUGAAGCUUUAUGAGGCCAAACUCUCUGAGGAAGACGCCGUGAACUCUGACCUGAAAUCCAUCGACACAGUCGUCAGCACACUCAAACAAUGGCGCUCAGAGAUCGACGAACAGAGGGAGAUCUUCCAUGACCUGGAGGAUGGGCUACAGAAGGCCCGUGGUAUCAGUGAACGCAUGUUCAAGGCUCACAACGAGCGGGACUUUGACCUGGACUGGCACAAGGAGAAGGCUGACCAGCUAGAAGAAAGGUGGAGCAACGUCCACUCCCAGAUUGAGAGCAGACUUCGGGACCUGGAGGGCAUCAGUAAAUCACUGAAGUACUACAAAGACUCCUACGGCAGUCUGGAUGAGUGGGUCAGAGAGAUGGAGGCGGCUCAGCUCAAGACCCAAGAGAAGCAGCCAGAGGACAGCAAAGCGCUCGCUGAGCUAGUAAACCAACAGAAGCUCCUCGUUGCAGAAAUGGAACAAAAGCAGAGCAGAAUUGAUGAAUGCCAAAAGUACUCAGAGCAGUACUCAUCUGGUGCUAAAGAUUAUGAGCUACAGCUGUUGACCUACAGAGCCAUGGUUGACUCCCAGCACAAGUCCCCGCUCAAGAGACGGAGGAUGCAGAACUCGGCUGAUGCCAUCAUUCAGGAGUUCAUGGACCUCCGAACUCGCUACACGGCCGUAGUCACCUCCAUGACGCAGUAUGUAAAGUUCGCCAGUGAGACAUUGAAGAGAGCAGAAGGCGAAGAGAACAGGAAAGCAUCAGAAAGAACAGAGUACCUCACCUGGACAGAGAGUCAAAAGUCAGCUGGGGAGGAGGUGAUUGGACAGCUCCAGCAGCAGAGGUCUGUUGAUGAGGAGAAGAAAGAGCAUGGUGAUAAAGUAAGCAAGCUAUUGAAUUGGAUGUCCAGUGUGAAACCGGGCCAGAACAAAGAUGGUAAAGCCAGCACAGAGGCCUCUAGUAAGCCUCAGGUUUCAAUGGAAGAGAUGGUAACACAAAAAGAGAAAAUUGCAGAAGCACUGAGGACUACACAGCUUAUGCUAAGUAAACACAGUGAUAAGAUGACCGAGGAAGAGAAGCUGGAAGCAAAGGAGCAGCUGAAAUCCCUCCAUCAAGCCUACAGUGAUCUCACCCAGCAGUGUUCUGAUCAGACACCAUCCGCCGAGCAGGAGUUUCAGACCAUUGAAGGCGUUCUCGAAGUGGGAAGUAUAGAGGUCUACUCUGUGUUUAGCUCUGUCCAGAGCGGCAUGAUCGACCAUACCACUGGGCUCAGUCUCCUGGAGGCUCAGCUCAUCACCUCUGGCCUCGUUCUGCCUCAGUUCAGGAUGUGUCUGGAGCUGGAUGAAGCUUUCCAUCAUAACCUCAUUGACGAGGCCACCUGGAAGCAGCUCAGAGAGCUCAACGAAGCCAAUCGGAGCAUCCUGAGCCCUCCGUUCUCUUCAGAACCUCUCCCUGUGAUGGCAGCUCUUAGAGAGGGGGCCGUCUCUGAGCGCCUCGCCAUGAAGGUUAUAGAGAUCCAGCUGGCUACAGGUGGGUUAAGGGUGUCCUACACAGGUGAUGUACUGACCCUGGAGAGGGCCUUUCAGUUUGGCCUGAUCCCUGCACCUCUGUAUGUCAAGCUCCUGGAGAGACAGAACACAUGGAAGGACCUGAUCAACCCCGGCACGGCAGAGAAGGUCUCGCUCACCCAGCUGGUGCAGAGGAGUGUGGUUGAUGAGGAGACUGGACUGCGACUGCUGCCGGUGAAGAAGAGCCACAAUGGGAGCAUAGAGUUGACAUCCGGAAGGGAGAUGAGUGUACUUAGGGCGGUUCAUGAGGGGUUGAUUGACAGAGAGACCACGUUGAGGCUGCUGGGUGCUCAGCUGUUUGCAGGCGGUAUCGCCGACCCCAAAACAGGCCGUAAGCUCACCGUAGAGCAAGCCCUGUCAGAGGGCUUGAUCGAUCAAGACACUGCCAGUGGGAUACUGAGCCAGCAGGCCCAAAAUGGAGGCAUAGUGAACCCUCAGAAUGGCAAAAGGCUAACGGUGGAUGAGGCUGUUCAGUGUGAUUUGAUGAGCUUUAGCAGUGCACUCUUGGUGCUGGAGAAACAGAAGGGGCUCAUGGGACUUUUAUGGCCUCACUCUGGUGAAAUCUUGACAGUUUCCACCUCUCUGCGGCACGAAAUCAUCACCAGUCAGCUUGCAUUCAAACUGCUCAGCAAUAGACAGAAAAUAGCAUCCCUUUACAUACCAGAAUACUCAGAGGUAGUGGAUAUUAACUCUGCUACUCAAAAUGGUUUAAUUGAUGUACACACAGCAGAGGUAUUGAAAACCAUUGAAAUACCAGAUGUUUUUCCUGAUGUUGAUGACCUUAAUGACAGAUUUUCUAACUGGCUGAUGUUGAGAGAGCUUCAGAUUGGAGGAUCCCAUCGCAGUACAGAUGAUAAUGAGAUUGAUUAUGAGAACAUAAAUACCCCAUCUUCCAUCGAGGCAAAACAGUUAUUUAUCUCAUACCUCACAAUGAAUAGUUACAUGGAUCCAAAAUCAGGACAAAGGCUUUUAAUAUUUGAUGGACAGUUGACUAAAAUGGCAGAACUUUUAGUUGACAUUUCAGUAGAGACCACUGAAAACCAGGUAUACAACACUGGACCUGGCAAUGCCCCUUUUGAGGACAUUUCAUUGAAAGAAGACAUUUCUGAAGAUUCAGAGAUGUCCUUUGAUAGCAAUACUGAGGAUUUUGGAUAUUUGCACAUUAACGAGGAAACAGAUGGAACAAUGAAAGACCAUCAUGCUUCAAAUUUCUUCAAGGAGGAGGAGUCAGCUUAUAAGCAAUCUGACAAUCAAGCAUUUUCUAAUAAUGUGGUAAAGGUGGUAGCACAUGAUGGAACAGAGGAUUUUCCUUCAGCUAUUGACUGUGUAAACAAUACCACACUGCCUGAUUCUGACAUUAGCAUCUAUCAAAAGAACACAAGCAGUAUACCCAUUGGAAUUGAUGUAGAAUCCUCAGAUAAUCAAUCAAAUGAGACUUUCACAGGAAGUUCAGCCACACAAACUCCUUCCACAGACAUGAGCUUGCCCUCAGGUGCACUGGAUUGCAAAAUGAUGAUAGCACACGAUUUCACAGAGAAGUUUCAUAGCUCUGUUAAGAAUACCAGACAGCAUAAUUCUGUUUCGUCUGAUGGCCCAUCACCCUUUGAAAUUGGUUUAGAAACCUCAGAUAAAGCUUUAUAUAAUCAAUCAAUAGGAGAAUCAGCCACACACGCCAUGUCAGAAAGCUCAACCCGUACUAAAUCAUGCUCUGUGAGUGGCAAAGACAUUAGCUUGCUAGCACAACGCGUCACAGACGAAGCAUCUGUAGCUGUUCAUUCUGAAAAGAAUGCCAGACAACCUGAUUCUAAAGACAACGUUUUGUCUAAUAGCACCUAUCAAAAGACCAGACACAGUACAAACCCAUCAUCAUUUGAAAUUGGUGUAGAAACUUCAGAGAUACCUUCAGAUUAUCAAUCGCAAGAGACCGUCAAUGGAGUUUCAGCUUCAGAAACUGUUUUGGAAAGCUCAGCUCCUCCUAGAUUGUGCUUCGUGAAUGACACAGACAUGCGCCUGACAUCAGGUGCCAAGGAUUCUAAAAAGGUGGUGGCAAAAGGCCUCACAGAGGAAGCAUCUGUAGAGGUUAGCUCUUGUAAAAAUACCCGUACGAGCCCAGCGCUAACUGAAAUAGAUUUAGUCACCUCGGAAACUUAUUCAGAUAAUCAACCAAAAGAUACAGCCAAUGGAGUUUCAGCCACACAAACCAUUUUGGAAAGCUCAACUCCUAGAUUCUGCACAGUUGAUUCUAAAAAGACUAUCCAGCAGUCUGAUUCUGAAGCAAUUGUUUCGAAGAAGAAGAAGAUAAACAACACAAGUAUAGUACCCUUUGAAAUUAAUGUAGAAACCUCACAUAUAACUUCAGAUAAUCAACCACAAGAGGCUUUCACUUUCAAUGAAGGGUCAGCCACACAAAUCAUUUUGGAAAGGUCAACCCACCCACUAUUGUGCUCAGUGAAUGACGCAGACAGAAGUUUCCCCUCAGCUGCACCAGAUUCCAAAAGGAUGCCAGCACAAAAGGAAUAUUCUAGCUCUGAAAACAAUGCACAACAUUCCAAAAUGGAGGUAGCACACGGUUUCAGAGACGAAUCACCCAUAUCUAUUGACUCUGAAAAAAAUACCAGGCAGCCUUCCUUUGAAAUGGGGGUUUUGUCUGACAGAAUCUAUCAAACCAACACAAUGAGCACAAGCCCAACACCAUUUAAAAUGGAUUCAGAAACAGAUAUUGCUUCAGAUAAUCAACCUAAAGGGACUUUCAAUGGAAGUUCAGCCACACAAACAGUUCUGAAAAGCUCUACUUUGUGCUCAAGGAAAGACACAGGCCUGCCCUUGGCCUCAGUUGCACAAGGUUCCCCACAACGUCCCACAUAUCCAGUGACACCUGGCUGUGAGACAGACAAGGACACCAACUUUGAGUCAUCGCUAUUGGCCACUGUAUUGACAGACACCCUUGACACGACCACAGCGUUUCCAUGCACUGAAGAAGUAGUGUGGGACAAUACAGAUGAGAGAGGACUUGCGACCCACCUUCUCAGACCCCAAGUUGAAGAGGGUGGCAUUUUGUAUAUAAUUUCUGAGAAACGCUGUGAUCUUGACUCACCUUUUGAUAAGGGCCUUGUGGAUGAGGAGACGGUGUUAGAGGUGUCGGCAUUGCAGCUCCACAAGGGAGAUGUGUUAGAGGAAGAGAGAAGCACAGUGGCAACCCUGAAAGAAGUUGUGUCUGAAAGCUCCAUAUCCUCCCAGAUAGCCCUGCAGACCAUGGAACAGCACAGCAUGUUGGGGGGUGUACAUGACCCCAAGUCUGGAUGUACUAUUAGUGUGAGUGCAGCACUAGAUUCAGCGAUGAUUGAUGAUGAUUUGGCUGAAAAGAUCCUUCACUCAGACCCAGUACACAAAGCAAUCAUCCACCCUGAUAGACACUGUACUCACAGCAUGUCAUAUUCCCAGAGUCUGGGCCUCAUAGACAACGAUGAGGCUGAGAAUUUACGGCAGCAUCAAACAGACAAAAAGCUGUCGGUUUUGGUUCUUGAUGACUCUGAUGAGGAAGAAUGGAUAGAGAAUACGGAUGGACAUGCACGGGAAGAUUUGUACACAGAAGGAAGCAAAGAACAGAACUGUGAUUCACAGAAGGCCUUACUACCUUCAUUCACCAUUAGUCAUGGGCCUGUAUGUAGACAGAUCAUAUCACCUAUCCUGUCAGAUCAGGUAACAGAGGGACGUGUCAUCCAUGAACUUGAAACAACAUCUUCAUUUAGGGAAGAUAGUGCCUCACAUUCCCCCACUAGUCCACUAUCAGACAUUGUCCCUGGGUCUAGAAAUUCCAUCCAAAACGACAUUUUGUCAAACAGAUCAAACUCUCUCAGUUUGAGCGAUAGUGGAGAUAGUGGAGCACCUCAGCGCCAGGCUGAGGAAUUGAGACAGACAGAGGAAGACGGUAGCAGUUCUCUGAGGAGAGACACUGAUCUGUCCUGCGAGGCGGUGGGCUUCACUCCGGGUGAUGGGCAGCUGGGAGCAGGAUACCGUGAGAUAGUGGGGGACCAGACUGUUAGUCCUGUUCAGAGUGACUCAGGCGUGUCCUGCUCAUCACAUAGUGAUCUGUUGUCUGAUGAAAGGAAAAUGGAGAACACUGUUCAGGCGCCAGCCAGCCAGCUAGUGAAGGAGUCAGACCGGAGAAUAGAUAGCUCAUCACCAAGAGAUUUGUCUGGCGAUGUAACAAGCACAGUGUCCGGAGAUGUGGGUGUCAGUGGGGAUAAAACUGUAAUAAAUGGUGAUGGAGUUUCAUCGUUUAACACUGUGUCACCUCAGCGACCUCUAGUGAAGUCAGAGAGGGAUGUUGGUGGUGAAAUCGAGCUCACAUCCUCUCAAAACGGGCAUAGUCAUAGUAAACCCACUGUUCAGAAAAAGACUCCAGUGCAGUUGACAAACUUAUCUGAUUUAGCUAUUGUAUCCAGUGUACAUAGCAUAAAAUCAGGCAAUGACAAUAAAGACAGCUACGAUAUAGGUGAUCAAGAGCAGUUAGAAACUGCUCCCAUUAAAGAGAUAUCUAGCACAAUCACCCCUGAUCCGACACUGACUGAUAAACGCCUGCCAAAUUCAAACGCUAAUGUUGAAGCUAAAGCUAAUGACAGGGUUGAAUCAAGCAGGAGUGGUGACAGCAAACCAGGGAGACAAGAAGGCUCAUCUGAUGAUGGUCUCUCACAGAUUACUGAUCAAGCAACAUCACAGACAGGACAGACAAGUAGCAACGAUACAAGUUUGUUGUCAGCAUCAACAAUGACCCCAGGGAAUCCAUCAAAGGCAAAAGAGCCAGGUAUGAGAUCAGAUGGUAAACAAGAUGAAUGUGGUUCUGUUGAGAAUCAUCCCCAGCCGAUGGCCACUAAUGCUCAACCAGACUCUCACUCCAAUACACCCUCAACGUCAGAAAUGACCUCAGGGCAUCCGGUAAAGCCUGGCCUCGGAUCAGAACAUACAUGUAGGCAGAAUCAAUGUGGUGCUGUUGGGAAUCAUCCCCAUCUGAUGACUGUUGAUGUUCCACCAGACUCCAUGACACAUGAUAGUGUCCCACCACCUGCGUUGGCGAUCUAUACUGCUCUAAGGACUGGUUUAGAUGAGCUGGUGAGAAUGAGAGUGGAGGGGGCAGAUGUCGAUGACUUGCAAAAGGCUGAGACCCAAGCAGUGGAGGACAUCAUCAACCUGAUACAGGUCAUUCCACAGUCCCAUGGAAGAGGUUUUGGUGAGGAGACAGAUGCAGCGCUUGGGCUUAUGAUAAGUAGUAGCCCAGAUCUCCUCAGGGAUCUGUUGAAGCAGGAGCCUCUCCGUUCAGGUAAAACUAGUCCGGCGGAAGAGGAAGGGGAACCCCUCCAUGAAGAAACCCCUCCAUCUGAUGUGACCCAGAUUCAGUCUCGGCUUCUGCAGGUUCUUCAAAGUGUAUCCUCAAGCCAAGACCCUGCCAUGCUCAGAGAUGUGAUAGGAACCUUGAGCAGUAUUCUGGGUGGUGCUCCUCACGAGGACAGGCCACACAGCCUGGAGAUCCUCCAGGAGGAGAGCUCAUCAGAUGAGGCUGAAGGUGCCGUGGCAGAUCCCAUGGAAGCUCCUGACCUAUGUCAAUCUACAGAGGUUGAAACCAUUUCAGACACAGGCAAUGCUGAAGCAGUUCAAUCUAAAGUCAGGCAACAGUACUCCACCCAGGAUUAUCUGGAAUGUGUUGGCAGACUUCAGGAUCAUGCAGAUGUUCUAGAAGAGAUCAUGAAUGUCCUGUCAUCCCAGCAGGGCUCUCUGAGUAACAAUAUGGAGGAGCUGCACAGUCAUCUGGAUGAAUCUCAGGCCCAGUUGAAGUCAACAUACCAGGAUCUCCUCAGUACCCUUGAUAGACUAUCAGGGUGUAUUCAUGACAACUCUGAGAUGGCCUGCAACCUCGACAUCCUGAACCCAUCUGACGUGGACACAGUGAAAGACAUGAUCCAAAAGAAUAAGGGCAUGGAGACUAAUCUGUCAGGGACCCACAGACAUCUGGAGGACACUGCGUUUGACAUCCAGUACUUUAUCUCAGAGCAUGCUCAGUUCCUGAGUCCGACCCAGAGCAGGCACCUCCUCAAAUCUCUCAGCGCCACCCAGAGGGAGUUUAAGGAACAGAUGGAGAGGGUGGCCAAGCAGAGACGCACCCUGGAACGUCAUCUGGAGAUCAGAGAGGACGAGAGUCAGCAGAAGUACAUGGAGGAGAAACAGAAGGUGUUCUCAGACAAGCUGCAGGAGCUGUGUGACAACCUGACCAAUACAGAGAACCGUCUGAUAGGCCAUCAGCAGCAGACCAAGGGUGCAGCGAGUGUGGAAGACCUGCAGCAUGUGCAGCAAGAGCAUCAGGCCUUGCAGAAAGACAUCUUGACCAAUGGCAGUGCCUUGAAUGAGGUCAUCAGUAGCUCCAAGAAGUUCCUGGAUGAGAAUCGGUCUAAACUGACCCCAGAUCAGAUCAUUGCCAUCGAGAGCAAGCUGGAAGACGCCAAGAGCAAGGUCAAACUUAUUAACCAACGGGCUGAGGAGGCAAGGAAAGACCUGGAGAAGUCUGUGACCACUGCUAUCAAACAGGAGACUGAGAAGGAGGCUGCGGUUGAGCAGCUUGAGGAGAGCAAGAACAAGAUUGAGGGUCUGCUGGACUGGAUCAACAACAUGGGGAAUGAGAAAGUAAUGGGGGGCGAACAGACAGACCAUAUGGGCAUACAGAACGGGAACAUGCCGUUGCAGUCUGAGACCUCGGCCAAGAACAUUCUGGGUGAGGAUGAUGACCCCAAUGGAAACAAUGGAAACGCUUUCCAGACUACAGACAACGACACUGAGGGACAGGCCACAGGGAAGACCCCAGAAUUGGACCUGGAAAAGCAGUAUGACAGAGUCAAGGCUCGUCACCAGGAGAUCUUAUCCCAGCAACAGGAGCUGAUCAUGGCCACCCAGUCAGCCCAGGCUCUGCUGGACCACCAGGCCCAUGCCUUGUCGCCCACGGAUAAGGACAAGCUCCAGAGGGACAUCCAGGAGCUGAAAGGACGGUACGACUCUUCCCUUACCCAGGCAGAACAGCAGAUGAAGCAGAUGGUCCAGGUUCAGGAGGAGCUGAAGAAGUUCCAGGGAGACUGUGAGGAGUUUGAGGGCUGGCUGCAGCAGGCCGAGGGGGAGGUGGAGGAGCUGGGAGCCCCUGCUGGAGCUCUCAACGACCUCACAGAGAAGCUCCGGAGACAGAAGAGCUUCUCUGAUGACGUCAUCUCCCACAAGGGAGACCUGCGGUUCAUCACCAUCUCAGGACAGAAGGUGUUGGACGUGGCGAAGGCCUGCGGACGCAUGGACCCUGGUGGGAAAGAUGCCCAGCUGGAGGUGGAUACCACUGCAACCUGUGCUGCUGUGAAGGAGAAGCUGGACUCAGCUGCUGGUCGCUUCAAAGCCCUACACUCUCAGUGCAAUGAUCUUGGCAACAAUCUCAGAGACGUGGUGGACAAGUACAAGAAGUAUGAGGACUCGGCUGCUGGUCUCCUGAAGUGGCUCAACAACUCAGAGGAGGACGCCAGAAGGCAGCAGUCUGAGGCCAUCGCUGCCGACCCUCAAACCCUACAGAAACAGCUGGAGGACACCAAGGGUCUGCAGGGUCAGACUACUGGUCGGCAGACUGCUGUGGAGACACUCCGCAAAACAGCUGACUCUCUGGUCACCGCCCAGGGGGACUUGUUGACCAAUCAGGACCAUAUCCAUGAAACAGUAGAUGAUAUUGUGGAGAGGUAUGACAACCUGUCUAAGUCAGUGAGUGAUCGUAAUGAGAAGCUUCAGAUAACCCUGACCCGCUCCCUGAGUGUCCAGGAUGGCCUGGAUGAGAUGAUGAGCUGGAUGGAGGGAGUAGAGGAGAGUGUGAAGGAGAAAGGACAAGUCCCUCUGGACUCAGCAGUCAUUGGAGAUGUGCUCAGCAAAGAGGCAGCUCUGGAGCAGGAUAUUUCCAGUCGCCAGAGCAGCAUCUCUGCCAUGAAGGCCAAGGUUAAGAAGUUUGUGGAGACAGCUGACCCCGCUGCAGCGGCUCUGCUGCAGUCCAAAAUGGACGCCCUGUCUCAGCGCUUCUCUGAUGCCUGUGACAAGCACAAACACAAGCAGGGCCAGCUGGAGCAGCUGAAGGACAAGGUGGAGGAGUUUGAGAAGACAACGGAGAAGGUGCAGCAGUUUGUGCUCAAGCGCUCUCAGGCCCUCUCUGAAACAGACGGACCAGGGAAAAAUGUCAACGAGCUCUCGCAGCUCAUGCAGGAUACUAACACUGAGUUGGCCGAACAUGCCAAGGAUGUGGAAAUGCUGCAGAUGCUGUCAAAGGAACUGGCCAAUAUGGGUCCAGAGGGAAGCAAGGCCCAGAUUCAGAGCAAGAUGGACAAACUCUCCGACACCUUCAAUACCUUCAAAAACACUGUGAAAGAGAAAGAGGAGGAGGUGACUUCCUGCCAGGACCAGCUGGGAGACUUCAGGGCUGCAGCCGGAGCUCUCAGGACGUGGCUGGAGGAGACGACAGAGAAAGUCCCUGUGGUUCAGCCAACCAGCAGUGAGCAGAGUCUAGGAAAGGACCUGCAGAGAGUCAAUGCUCUAAUGGAGGAAUGGACAACCAAAGGCUCUGCUGUCCAAGAUAUAAAUAGCAAAGGAUCUGCACUAUGUAGCCUCAUCAGUGUUCUCACAUCUCCAGCCAAGACCAAGAUGUCGCAUAAGUCAGCUGUUACUAACAGUGAUGGCCCCGGAAACCAUGCCUACCUAACUAAUAAAGAGCUGAUGGUGGUACAGCAAAACAUGUCGUAUAUCAACGAGGGCCACAAGAGUCUGGGAGAAGUGCUGAAGGGCCGGGCUACAGAGCUGUCUGUCCUGGUGCAGGAGGUGACAGAGGCCCAGAAGGAGACAGACACCAUGAUAACAUGGCUGCAGGAUAUGAAGAAGACAGCAGCAUCCUGGAACUCUGCGUCCACAGAGAAAGACACCAUGAAAACACAACUGGAGCAACAGAAGGCCUUUGAGGAAGACAUGAAACAAAAGCACGAGCAGCUCCAGAAGCUGAGAGAGAAGCUUCUCCAUCUGAUUGAGAAACACCCAGACUCUCCUGAAGCAGAAAAAUGGAAGCAGAUGCUGUCACAGAUAGACACUGCCUGGGCGGAUGUGAGCGGGUCGGUGGAGGACAGGAAGCAGCGUCUGGAGGAGUCCAACAGGAACCUGGACGUGUUCCAGACCACUGAGCCGCAGCUCCGCCAGUGGCUCUCAGAGAAGGAUAUGAUGCUCAGUGUCCUGGGGCCCCUCUCCAUGGACCCCAACAUGCUCAACACACAGAAGCAGCAAGUCCAGAUCCUUCUGAACGAGUUUGACAGCCGCAAGCCACAGUUUGACCAGCUUCACGAGGCUGCUGCUGCUAUCCUGAGCACAUCAGGCAAGCAGGACCCCUCCUCUGGUGGGAAGGUGGUGAAGGAUCAACUGGCUGCCGUCACCCAGAAAUGGCAGGGCCUGACUGGGCAGCUGGGCCAGAGAGCCGGCCUCAUCGACCAGGCCGUGGGGAAGUCAAGCCAGUUCCAGGAUCUGCUGAUGAGCCUGAGCCAGAGCGCCGCCUCACUGGAGACCCGGCUCAACAGCCAGCAGGCCCUUAGCAGUCAGCCUGACGUGGUGAAGAAGCAGCUGGAGGAGGCUAACACCAUCUCUGGUCAGCUGAGGGAGGAGAGGAAGAGGCUAAAAGAGGCUGAGACCCUCUGCUCUGAGCUUUCUGCCCUGGUCACGGAGGACUACCUGAAAGCAGGCCUAGACAGGCAGCUGGAGGGGGUCAACAAGCCUUUCAAACAGUUGGAGGACAAAGCAGGGAAGCGGAUCCAGCAACUGAACUCCGCAUUCGCAAGCUCCCAGCAGUUCCACCAGGCCUCCAAAGACUUCCAGGGGUGGAUGAACGGGAAGCUCCAGGAGCAGUCUAAACUCCAGGCCAUCUCGGCCCAGGUGGAGACCCUUCGGCAGAGCCUGAAAGAACAGAGUGCCCUGCAGAAGGCCCUCAGUGAACACGAGGAACCAUACAGCACCAUUGUCAGGGAGGGAGAAACCCUCCUCCAAAACACUGACGGGGCAGAGAAGGUGGCGAUGCAGGGCCAGCUGGCUACACUGCGCUCCAACUGGGACGAUGUGAAGAAGAGCUCGGCUGAGCGCCAGGAUAAGCUCCAGGGGGCGCUGCAAAGGGCCCAGAAGUAUCACGAGCACGCUGAGAAGCUCCAGUCCUGGGUCCAGGAGUGUGAAGUCAGGGAGGGCAGCGUCAGGCUCAGCGUGGACCCAGCGGAGGUGGAGAGCUCCAUCUCCCAGCUGAAGGCCAUCCAGAAGGAUGUGGACAAACACAGAGGCCUGGUGGAGCAGCUGAACACUGCAGCUGACAGCCUCCUGGAGGUAGCCAACGCAGACACGGAGGCCGUCAGGGAGGAGAAGGCGGCCAUCGGGCAGAGCGUGGACCGGGUCACAGAUGGGGUCCAGAACAAGAGAGAGUCUCUGGAGAAGAUCUCACAGAGGCUGAAAGAGUUCAACGACACCCACAAUGAGGCCAAGGGCCAGCUGGCAGGGGCUAAGAAGCAGCUAGAUGCCCACACAUCACUGGGGGUCCAGGCCUACAGCAACAAGAACCUGACCAACAUGAAGGCCCAGCAGAAGAGCCUGGAUGGAGUCAACACCCAGGUUGAGCACCUGAAGAGCCUUGCCCAGGGCCUGGUGGCUGAUGUCCCCGAGGCAGACGGGGUGACCGACCUCCUACUGCAGGCCGACAGCCUGGAGAAAGAGCACGGCUCCCUCAGCAAGGAUGUAGGGGAGACCUGCUCCACCUUGGAGGGCAAGCUGCAGGGCAUCGGGCAGUUCCAGACCAACAUCCGCGAGAUGUUCACCCGCUUCGCAGACCUAGACGACGAGCUUGACAGCAUGGCUUCUGUGGGCCGUGACCUGAUCACCCUUAAGGAGCAGCAGGACGGUAUCAAGGGCUUUGUGGAGAAACUGCAGGGGCUGAUGGCCGACACGGCUCGGGGAGGGGACAGCUGUAAGAAGAUGCUGGAGACUGAGGCCUCCCCAGACCUGCUGGGGCUGAAGAGAGACCUGGAUGGUCUGAGUAAGCAGUGUGGCAAGCUGAUGGACAGAGCUAAAGGGAGAGGGGAAGAGGUGGGGAGCACACUCACCCGUCUGGAUGAGCUUUACUCCAAGCUACAGCAGUUCACCAACAAACUGGGCGGGGCUGAGGUCAAGGAGGAAGGUCAAGGGUCAGUUGGCAUGGAAACUGAUGUCAUCAACCAACAGCUGGAAGCUUUCAAGGUAUUCCAGAAAGAGGUUGAUCCACUGCAGAGCCAGUUGCAAGACAUUAACUGGCUGGGCCAAGGCUUGAUCCAGAACGCUGACAAAGGCACCAGCACCAAGGGCCUUGAACAUGACCUGGAGGAUGUCAACACACGAUGGAACACUCUCAACAAAAAGAUUGCUGAGCGGUCAGUGCAGCUGCACGAGGCCCUGUUGCAUUGUGGGAGAUUCCAGGAUGCCCUGGAGUCCCUACUCAGCUGGCUGACGGACACAGAGGACCUGGUGUCCAAUCAGAAACCUCCGUCUGCUGAGUUUAAAGUUGUCAAGGCACAGAUCCAGGAGCAGAUACUCCUCCAGAGGCUGCUGGAUGACCGCAGACCCACGGUGGAGCUGAUUAAGAAGGAGGGAGGGAAGGUUGCGGAGCUGGGAGCAGAGUCCGUGGACAAGGAGAAGGUGGGGAAGGAGAUUGACUGCCUGGGGCAGAGGUGGGACGCUCUGCUGAAGAAGGCUGAGAACAGGCACAAACAGCUGAAGAGCAUUCUGGUUGUGGCUCAGCAGUUCCAUGAGACACUGGAGCCCCUGUCUGAGUGGCUCUCUGCCACAGAGAAACACUUGGCCAAAGCUGAACCUAUUGGCACACAGACCUCCAAGCUGGAAGAGCAGAUCUCCCAGCACAAGGUAUUAGAGGAGGAGAUAACGGGUCACUGUAAAGACCUGGUUCAGGCCGUCAACCUGGGUCAGAUGCUGAAGCUAGUCAGCUCAGUGGACGAUAAGGAGCUGGUGCAGUCUAAGCUGGACUCCAGCCAGGCUAGUUAUGUAGAGCUGCAGGAGCGUUGUAGGAGGAAGGCUGAGAUGCUGCAGCAGGCUCUGGCCAACGCCCAGCUCUUUGGAGAAGACGAGGUGGCCCUCAUGAACUGGCUCAACGAAGUACACACUAGGCUGAGCGAAGUGUCCGUCAAAGACUACAAGACGGACGUGCUGGAAAAGCAGUGUGCAGAACAGCUGGCCCUACAUGAAGACAUUGAGUUGAGGAAGCAGAAUGUUGAUCAAGCCAUUUCUAAUGGAUUGGAACUGCUGAAACAAACAACAGGUGAUGAGGUGGUUGUCAUCCAAGGCAAGUUGGACGGGAUAAAGACGAGAUACGCUGAGAUCAACUCCAUGAGUGGUAACGUGUCUCAGACCCUGAACCAGGCCCUGACCCUGGCCUCCAAGCUCCAGCACACACACGAAGACCUCAGCUCCUGGCUGGAGAAUGUCGAGGCUGAGCUCACCGCCUUCGCUGCUCAGGCGCCUGUAGGAGAGCAGCUCGUUCAGGCACAAGACAGGCAGAAGGCAUUGCUGCAAGAGGCCAGGGAUCACAAGCCCCAGGUGGACAAACUCAACGAGGUGAGCAGCUCUCUGCUGGAGCUGGUCCCUUGGAGGGCUCGGGAGGGCCUGGACAAGAUAGUGACAGAGGACAACGAUCGCUACAAGGCCACCAGCGACACCAUCGCACAUCACGCGGAGCAGAUAGACGCUGCUAUACUGAAAUCACAGCAGUUUGAACAAGCAGCUGACACUGAGCUAGCCUGGCUUACUGAAGCAGAGAGGAAGAUGUUGUCAUUGGGGGAGAUCAGGCUGGAACAGGACCAGACCACUGUCCAGCUCCUGUCCCAGAAGGGCUUCUCUAUGGACAUCAUGAGACACAAGGAUGCCGUGGAUGGAAUUGUGAAAACAGGCGAGGCCAUCAUGAACAGCAAGGACGAGGAGGAAAAGCAAGCCUUGAAGGCCAAGAUCCAGGCCCUCCUGGAGAAGUAUGUUGUUGUCAGUCAGCUGAACUCGGAGCGCUGCCUGCAGCUGGAGCGAGCCCAGUCUCUGGCUAGCCAGUUCUGGGAGACUUACGAGGAGCUGUGGCCCUGGCUCCAGGAGACCCGCACAAGUUUCAGCCAGCUCCCAUUGGCGUCCAUCGAGUACGAAGCUCUCCGACAGCAGCAGGAGGAGCUCAGGCAAAUGCGAGAGCUGAUUGCUGAGCACAAGCCCUACAUCGACAAGAUGAACAAGACAGGUCCCCAGCUACUGGAGCUGAGUCCUGUGGCGGGGGUCGCUAUCAGGGAGAAGUACACAGCCACAGACCUGCUGUACGCCCAGCUCAAGGCUGACGUCAAACAGAGGGCCUUCACUCUGGAUGAGGCCAUCUCCAAAUCCACACAGUUCCAUGACAAGAUCGAGCCCAUGCUAGAGUCCCUGGAACGGAUCGCUGAGCGCCUGCAUCAGCCUCCCUCCAUUUCUGUGGAGGUGGAGAAGAUCAGGGAGCAGAUCACAGAGAACAAGGUUGUGUCUGCGGACCUGGAGAAACUGCAGCCGUCCUACGACACGCUCAAGCAGCGCGGCGAAGAGAUGAUUGCUCGCUCAGCGGGAGCUGACAAGGACAUAUCUGCUAAAGCUGUGCAAGACAAGCUGGAUCGGAUGGUGUUCACCUGGAAUGAGAUCCAUGCCCUGAUGGAGGAGAGGGAGGCCAAGCUGCUGGAUGUCAUGGACCUGGCAGACAAGUUCUGGUGUGACCACUGUGCCCUCAUCGUUACCAUCAAGGACACCCAGGACCUGCUGAGGGAGCUGGAGGAGCCUGGAGUCGACCCUUCUGUGGUGAAACAGCAGCAGGAGUAUCUGGAGAGCUUCAAGGAGGAGAUUGACGGCCUACAGGAGGAGCUUGAUGUGGUGCGGAACCUGGGGGCGGAGCUUAUGGCUGCUUGUGGUGAACCAGAUAAGCCAGUCACAAAGAAGAGUAUUGAUGAGGUGAACUUGGCGUGGGAGACUCUGAACAAGGCAUGGAAGGAGAGAGUGGACAGACUGGAUGAGGCCAUGCAAGCUGCUGUACAGUUCCAGGAUGGCCUGCAGGGUAUGUUUGACUGGGUGGACAUUGUGGAGCACAAACUGGGUUCUAUGUCACCUGUGGGCACAGACCUGGACACUGUCAAGCAACAGAUAGAAGAACUCAAGGAGUUCAAAGGUGAGGCGUAUCAGCUGCAGAUGGAGAUGGAGCGACUGAACCACCAGGCGGGCCUGCUGCUGAAGAAGGUGACGGAGGAGUACGACCGUUGUGCCAUCCAGGAGCCCAUGACCGAGCUCAAAAUGCUCUGGGACAACCUGGAUGAAAAGAUCAUCAACAGACAGCACAAACUGGAAGGAGCUCUAUUGGCUCUGGGGCAGUUCCAGCAUGCGCUGGACGAGCUUCUGGCCUGGAUGAGCAACACUGAAGAGCUGCUCAACGAACAGAGGAAGGCUGUAGGAGACCCCAAGGCCAUUGAGAUCAAGCUCGCCAAGCACCACGUCCUCCAGAAUGAUGUAUUGGCCCAUAAGACGACGGUGGAGGCGGUCAACAAGGCCGGUACUGACCUGGUGGAGUCCACCUCUGGGGAGGAAGCCGCCGGCCUGCAGAACAAACUGGAGAACCUCACCCAGCGCUGGAAGAACAUCCUGGAGAAGACAGAGCAGAGGAGGCAGCAACUGGACAGUGCUCUGCUUCAGGCCCAAGGUUUCCAUGGCGAGAUGGAAGACAUGCAGCAGUGGCUGAAAGACACAGAGCGUCAGCUGUUAGCAUCAAAGGCUGUGGGAGGCUUACCAGACACGGCCCGCGAGCAGCUUAAUGCCCAUCUGGAGUUAUGUUCCACAAUGGAGGCCAAGGAGGAGCUGUACCAGCAGCUGAUGAACAAAGGUCAGCAGCUGCUCACCAUGACCCCCUCCGGCCAGGACAGCAACACAGAGCAGGACCUCCGUAACCUACAGGACAAAUGGGAGUCUGUGCAGGCCAAGGUGGCUGAGAGAAAGGUGAAACUGGAAGAGGCUUUGGCUCUGGCCACAGAGUUCCAUAACUCUCUGCAGGACUUCAUCAGCUGGUUGACCCAAGCUGAACAGACUCUCACUAUGUCCUCUCCCGCCUCCGUCAUCCUGGAAACCAUCCUGUUUCAGAUAGAUGAGCACAAGGUGUUUGUGACAGAGGUCAACUCCCACAGGCAGCAGAUCAUUGAGCUGGAUAAGACAGGGACACACCUGAAGUACUUCAGCCAGAAGCAGGACGUGGUGCUGAUCAAGAACCUGCUGAUAAGUGUACAGGGCCGCUGGGAGAAGGUGGUGCAGAGGUCUGUGGAGAGGGGCCGUCUGCUGGACGACACCAGGAAGAGGGCCAAACAGUUCCACGAAACCUGGAACAAGCUGACAGAAUGGUUGGAUGAUUCGGAGAAGGCUUUGGACUCUGAGCUGGAAAUCGCCAACGAUCCUGACAAGAUCAAGACGCAGCUGGCCCAGCACAAGGAGUUCCAGAAGGUGCUGGGGAGCAAGCACUCAGUGUAUGACACCACCAGUCGUACCGGACGUGCCCUGAAGGAUAAGACGUCACUGCAGGACGACAACCAGAAGCUGGACGACAUGCUGAGUGAACUGAGGGACAAGUGGGACACUGUCUGUGGCAAGUCAGUCGAGAGGCAGAACAAACUGGAAGAGGCGUUGCUGUUCUCUGGUCAGUUUACUGAUGCCCUGCAGGCUCUGAUUGACUGGCUGUACAGAGUGGAGCCUCAGCUGGCCGAGGACCAGCCAGUACAUGGAGAUAUAGACCUUGUGCUCAAUCUCAUCGACAGUCACAAGGUGUUCCAGAAGGAGUUGGGUAAGCGGACGGGGAGCGUUGCGGCCCUGAAGCGUUCGGCUAAGGACCUGAUUGAGAGCAGCCAUGAAGACUCCUCCUGGGUCAAAGCUCAGAUGCAGGAGCUGAGCGCUCGCUGGGAGACAGUUUGCGCUCGCUCAGUAUCUAAACAGACCCGGCUUGAACAGGCACUGUGUCAGGCUGAGGAGUUCCACUCUACAGUCCAUAUGCUGCUGGAGUGGCUGGCUGAGGCCGAGCAGAGCCUGCGUUUCCAUGGCACCCUGCCCGACGACGAGGAGGCCCUAGGGGCUCUUAUCGAGCAGCACAAGGAGUUCAUGAAGAAACAGGAGGAGAAGAGAGUGGGCCUGAACAAAGCCACCAGUAUGGGGGAGGCUAUCUUGACCAUCUGCCACCCAGACUCUAUCACCACCAUCAAACACUGGAACACCAUCAUUAAAGCCCGGUUCGAGGAGGUCCAGGCAUGGGCGCGACAGCACCAGCAACGCCUGGCCAUGGCCCUCAGUGAUCUGCUGGCCACGAAGGACCUGCUGGAGGGUCUUUUGGGCUGGCUGCAGUGGGCUGAGACCACACUCAAUGACAAGGACAAGGAGGUCAUCCCUCAAGAGAUAGACGAGGUCAAAUCCCUCAUCGCUGAACACCAGACAUUCAUGGAGGAAAUGACCCGGAAGCAACCGGAUGUUGACAAGGUCACGAAGACACACAAGAGAAAGGCUGUGGUCGGGAGCGAGCCUGCCAGCCAGUCCCAUAUCCCUGUCCUGGAGAAAGGAAGAGGUGGAAGAAAGCGUUCUCCCACACAAGCCAUGUACCCAUCUUCACAGCCUCCCAUAGAGACCAAGAACCCCAGGGUCAACCUAUUGGUCAGCAAGUGGCAGCAGGUGUGGCUACUGGCCCUGGACAGGAGGAGGAAACUCAAUGAUGCCAUGGACAGACUUGAGGAGCUGAAGGAAUUUGCCAACUUCGACUUUGAUGUGUGGCGAAAGCGCUACAUGCGAUGGAUGAACCAUAAGAAGUCGCGUGUCAUGGACUUCUUCAGACGCAUUGACAAGGACCAGGAUGGAAAGGUCACCAGACAGGAAUUCAUAGAAGGCAUCCUCUCCUCCAAAUUCCCCACCAGUCGGCUGGAGAUGAGUGCGGUGGCAGACAUAUUCGACCGGGAUGGUGACGGCUAUAUUGACUACUAUGAGUUUGUGGCUGCCCUUCACCCCAACAAAGAGGCAUACAAACCCCUCACAGAUGCAGACAAAAUUGAAGAUGAGGUUACACGCCAAGUGGCAAAAUGCAAGUGUCCUAAACGAUUCCAAGUUGAGCAAAUUGGUGCCAACAAAUACAGGUUCUACCUUGGAAAUCAGUUUGGUCUGGUUCACUGCUUACAUGACGAUGAGAUUAUAACAAGCAGGGACAGUCAAAAUCUAACACCCCACCUACACGUUGCGGUUUUGGAAAGCUGUAUUCUGUUCGGAGACUCCCAGCAGCUGCGUCUGGUACGGAUCCUACGGAGUACUGUGAUGGUGCGCGUGGGUGGAGGCUGGAUGGCUCUGGAUGAGUUCCUGGUAAAGAACGAUCCGUGUCGAGUUCAUCACCACGGGAGUAAAAUGUUACGCUCGGAAUCAAACUCUUCAAUUACUCAGUCUCCUAUAGGUUGGCAACAAAUCUCACACUUUCUCACCUUGCUCCAUGAACCCCCUAGUGCCAAAGGAAGGACAAACAUGGAGCUGCGAGAAAAGUUCAUUCUCCCAGAAGGCACCACUCAGGUGAUGGCCAGCUUCCGGUAUAGAGGUCGUAGGUCGCGGCCGUCGUCACGAGCUGCCUCUCCCAACCGGUCAAACUCUAACCAUAGCUGUCCAGCCCAGCAUAAUAACCCAGCCUUGACCAGCACACCCAAGACUCCCCAACACAUAACCCGCAAUUAUGAUAAGCCCUGGCUGACAAACAGCAAACCCUCCAGUCCUCUAAAAUCAUCAGACUCCUUUGAGAGCCAAGGUUCAUCCUCCGAGAGCAUCCCGAUACAGGGAAGCAAACUGCGGCUCCCUGGAUACUUGUCAGGAAAAGGUUUCCAGUCCGGAGAAGAGCAGGGAACCCUGAUCAAUGCUGCUGUGAUGAAAGCACGGGGGCAGGCAAUAGGCUUUGAAUCGAGAAGACCCGGCAGCCGACCUGGAAGUAAAGCAGGUAGCCGAGGCAGCAGCCGGAGAGGAAGCGAUGCUUCAGACUUCGACAUCUCCGAUAUCGCAUCGGUGUGCUCCGAAACAUCAGAGAUGGUGGGUGACACCAGUCGGGCCACACCCCGCUCAUCGUCACGUCAACACGGAGGCAAACCCUCCAAAAUCCCCACUCCUCAAAGGAGGUUGACCCCCAGCAAACUGGCCAAGACCUCCAAGAGAUAGUCAUUGGCCUUGAGACAACUAUGGGAGCCCCGUUGGCCCAAAGUGGCCCUCCUGGUUCCACAAGACAUAUGGAGACUGGAGACACUAGAACUGGCACAAGAGACUGGUGUAUGUGUUAAUUAUUUAAAGUGUUGCGAAGAUGUUAAAUAUUCUGUUGAGAGAAAAAAUUGUUUAAUAUUAAGUGUGAAUGGAAUGUCAAUGGCCUUGUGUAUUUGUGUAUUUGUCUUAAUGUAUUUUAUUUUCUGUGAAUAAUGUCAAAUUAUUAUGAUCAUUUUAUUUUAUUGACGCUAAACCUGAAGAGGUACAAAAAACUGAAAGGAGAAAAAAAACAUGGAAAAGACUACAUUGUCGUUCUAACACUUUUACACACUAAUGAAUGGUAACGCACAGCAUUGUGCUCUGAGAGAGAUACUGAAUGUACUGUCAUUUCUGUAUGCUGACAUGCGUGUGACAAACGGUGUAUUGCGCUACUCUGUGGGACACCAAUGAUCUAUUAUCUAUUUAAAGUGCAAUGAUGUACUGCCAAAAUAUGCAUUUAAAGGGCAAUACAAUAUACAUGUAGCCUACCACAUAGUAAACACUACAAAUAAUGAUGUUCUGACAGAGAAGACUGUUGAAGGCAAGUUCACGCAGAAACCCCUCAAUAUCCAGGCUUUAAAAUACUUCAACUUUCCUUAGCACCUGCAGGUAAUACUGUUUUGUUUGGUCAACUUACAGCGAUGUGUGCCAUUUUACCUUGAAGAGGGGCCUCCCGGGGGCGCCCUGAGUAGACAUUCUUUAGUGCAUCAUCAUGUCAGUGUAUGGUUCAUUUAGCUGGAGUGGAAAGAAUUACUGUAACCUUUUUGUAAUAAAUUUGCUUGCAGAAAGCUACCAUGGGAUACUGA
Messenger RNA from Oncorhynchus tshawytscha (Chinook salmon), 24364 nucleotides. RefSeq names its product dystonin (gene dst). The transcript is spliced from 99 exons. Gene Ontology annotation, cellular component: cytoskeleton; hemidesmosome; intermediate filament. Bases 81 to 23480 code for a protein of 7799 amino acids. The record is from RefSeq and is a predicted model, not a curated record. NCBI's taxonomy places the organism in Eukaryota, Metazoa, Chordata, Actinopteri, Salmoniformes, Salmonidae. Gene Ontology annotation, molecular function: microtubule binding; structural molecule activity; calcium ion binding. Gene Ontology annotation, biological process: wound healing; hemidesmosome assembly; cytoplasmic microtubule organization.